Messenger RNA from Aspergillus neoniger CBS 115656, 2128 nucleotides. RefSeq names its product multicopper oxidase. Gene Ontology annotation, molecular function: copper ion binding; oxidoreductase activity. The record is from RefSeq and is a predicted model, not a curated record. NCBI's taxonomy places the organism in Eukaryota, Fungi, Ascomycota, Eurotiomycetes, Eurotiales, Aspergillaceae. The coding region runs from base 1 to 2019 and encodes 672 amino acids. The transcript is spliced from 9 exons.
AUGCUUUUGGAAUCUUGCUGGACAGCUCUUGUCCAUUUCUUCAGCUUCCAAUCUUUGUUCACAUCCCAGCAGUCUCCACUUCCGCCUGGUGGGGAAGUGAAUUAUCCAUCCUCAACUACUCCAGCGUCAGAGCAGCCGACUCCCACAAAAGUACUAAAAUUCACACCUACUGCCGCAGCGAUUGCUUGUGAGUAUGAAGGGCUGAGUGAUACAUACGUUGCUCUACCUAGAGGUGAUCAGAGGACUUGGCUCAAACCUAAACCUAAUGUCAACGGUACAACCUACGAUAUUCACACGAACUAUGAGACGACAUGGCCCAAGGGCAUAGUCCGGGAAUACAGUUUUACAGUUACCGAGUCGGGUGAGCUGGAACCUGAUGGUGUCAAAAAGGAGGCGGGAAAAUACUUCGAUGGGGAAUAUCCUGGUCGUCGGAUUGAGGCGUGUUGGGGCGAUACUGUCCGCGUCCACGUCAAGAACAGCCUGCAGUAUAAUGGGACUGCAAUCCAUAUGCAUGGGAUCCGCAUGUUCGAAACUGGGUUUUCCGAUGGCGUUCCGGGCGUCACCCAGUGUCCUAUUGCUAAAAAUGACACCUACACUUAUGAGUUUACCGCAACCCAGUAUGGCACAACGUGGUACCAUAGCCACUAUAGUCUCCAAUACACGGAUGGCCUACUUGGACCAAUAACUAUUUACGGGCCUGCGUCGGUUGUCGACUACGAUGAUGCCCUUGAACCGUUGAUGCUGGCGGACCGCAUCCACCAGGGUGCCUUCGGGAGGUGGACUUGGGUGACGGUGGAGAAUCACAACCCACCAAUUCCCAUGGAUACCAUUCUUAUCAAUGAUCACGGCAGUGCGGCUGGCAAAUUUCAGAACCUAAGAUACAGGACAAAGAAAGUCACUAAGGGCAAGAAAUACCUCCUUCGACUGAUCAAUGCGUCCACCGAUACGGCCUUCAUUUUCAGUAUCGAUCAGCAUAAGAUGACAGACACACUAUAUAUUGGUAUUGGCCAGCGGUACCAUGUAAUUGUGGAAGCCGAUGCCAUAGAUGAGUGCCGGAAUUACUGGAUUCGGACUCAGCCUGCCACUGGUUGUCACAAUUUCAACUUCAAACCAAAUGAGAGGCAGGGUAUUUUCGUUUACAAUGAGGAUAAUCACGAUGAUCCCAUAUCCACUCCAUAUGUACCCCCAUACAACGGAGACUGUCGGGACGAGGAGCACAAGGUGUUGAGGCCCGUUGUCAAAUGGCAAGUGCCGCCGCCAACCCCAGACCAACUAAGAAAGGUUCAGUCACCCUGGAUGGUAUUAAAGCAAUACAACUUCACAAUGCCACCCGAAGAAGGGCAUGACGGUACAAACGACCCCAAAUGGAGCGCAUGGCAGAUUCACGAUGAUCCUGCCUGGGUAGACUACAAAGACCUGACAAUCAAUCACCUCAACGGAUCACACACGUGGCCAGCCAACGCUGCGUUAUUUGAAAUAAGAAGAAAUGAAAGCAACUGGGCAUACAUGGUGAUAGACGGCGCGCAUCAACCGAAAGAAUCAGGAACCCCCUUGGGAGAAAAGACGGUUCCUGCCGCACACCCUAUGCAUCUGCAUGGUCAUGACUUUGCUCUGCUGAAGCAAUCAUACACCAAACUCGACGACAAAUUAUUCGAUGGAAAUCAUACCGCGGAUUUGCAGAAGUUUAUAGAGACUGAACUAGAGUAUAACAAUCCGGCACGUCGCGACGUUGUCUUGUUACCCAAAGGUGGGUAUAUAGUGAUUGCGUUCAAGCUUGAUAACCCGGGCGCUUGGCUGCUCCAUUGCCACAUUGCCUGGCAUGCUUCCGGUGGACUGGCUUUGCAGAUUCUCGAGGAUAGAGAGAAGUUCCAGGAGAUAAUGAAACGCAAGAAUGCGGAUAAUCAGACUGCAGAGGAUCAGAAAAACAACGGGUGCAAGAAUUGGGCGACGUGGUAUGAUAACAAGGCGAACCGCUGGGAAAACGGAACAGGACGAUUCCAAGAUGACUCUGGUGUUUAAGUUGCCGCCUAUCUUCCAUGGUAAGCAUGCAGGAGGGGAAUGGCGGCAUGAUCUGUCUAUGGUGCGCUCGUUUGAAUAUAUAGCAGGAUGGUAAAAUUUCUUGUUCCUC